AACACUUUAUAGAAAUGCCAUUCAAAAAUAGUUACCUGAUAUUAUUCUCUAUACACUUCUUACUUCAGAAGAUCAGAAUUUUCUUUUCUUGUUGCCCUCCUUCGGUGAGAAUGGCAAGGAUUCGGAUUCCUAGCACAGUAGUUAUCAUUUUUGUCACAGUUCAGACUGGAUUCUUACUCUUCAUGUAUGCCCGGUACAGUAGCUUCAUGCCUCAGUCUGAGGAGAAACCAUCACAAGUCCACAUACUUAUUCUCUCCUCCUGGCGGUCGGGAUCUUCUUUUGUCGGUCAGCUUUUCAGCCAGCACCCCAGCGUCUUCUACCUGAUGGAGCCUGCAUGGCACGUGUGGGUUACAAUGUACCAGAACAGUGCCAAAGUCUUACACAUGGCAGUGCGGGACUUAGUCAGGUCGGUCUUUCUGUGUGACAUGUCUGUGUUUGAUGCUUACAUGCCUUGGAAAAGAAACUUAUCCGAUCUUUUCCAGUGGGCAGCAAGUCGGGCUCUGUGUUCAGCUCCUGCUUGUGACUCUUUUCAACGUACUGACAUAACCAGUGAAUUGGCAUGCAAGACUCUUUGUGGACGGUAUCCAUUCAGCAAGGUGGAGGAAGCCUGUAAAACUUACAGCCAUGUUGUCAUCAAGGAAGUUCGAUUCUUUGACUUGAAAGUCCUAUAUCCCCUUCUCACUGAUCCCUCCCUGAAUCUCAAAAUUAUUCACCUGGUCCGUGACCCCAGGGCAGUCGUUAAGUCACGGGAACAAUCGGUCAAAGCGUUAGCCCGAGACAACGGAAUUGUCUUGAGUACCAAUGGCACUAAAGUGGAAGAUAGCAAAUACAAAGUAAUGCAAGAGGUAUGUAGAAGUCAUGUUCAGAUUUAUGAAACAGCUUCUCUAAAACCACCUAAUUUCCUGAAAGAUCGCUAUUUAAUGGUCCGUUUUGAAGAUCUGGUAAGAGAUCCAUUUUCAGAAAUUUCAGAAAUGUAUAAAUUUGCAGAUCUUAGUUUGACUCCCAGGCUCAAAAGCUGGAUCUAUAAUAUCACACAUGGACAGGGACCAGGAAAAAAAAAAGAAGCCUUCAAAAUAACAUCUCGAGAUGCAGUCAGUGUUUCACAGGCCUGGAGAAAUGUUCUUUCCUUUCAGAAAGUUAAGAAAAUACAGGAAGUUUGCAAAGGUGCUAUAAACAUUCUUGGUUAUCAGCUGGUGGAUUCAGAAAAAGAACAAAGAGAUCUGACAUUGGAUUUGGUGUUGCCAAGACGACAAAAUCAAUUCAGUUGGUCAUCAUUUAAUCCAAAGCACUGAGACGUUUCUGAGAGAUCUGGGGAGGUGGAGCAGGGUAGUUGUUUGGAUAUUUCUGUACUGUGCAGCAACAUAGUAGUUGGAAAACCCAUGGCUGAUGGCUUUAUCUUUUUGUCUACUCCUUUUCUGCUAAUGUAAGGGUUUUUUUCCUUGAGUUUUUUACAUUAAAAAAAAGACAGCAUGAUACCUGCCUAUUACUGUGCUGCUCACAGCAUUGUUUUAGGAAUAUAAUUUAGCACUUUCUAUUAAGAGAUGGAUUCUCAAAGAUGUCUUUGUUUAUUGAUAAUAGUUCACUUCUUUUUUUCAUGCUUUAAUUAUUUAAGAAUUAUAGUUCUUUAUUUGUAUAUAUGGAACAAAGUAGAUAUUAAAUUCCUUCACUUGACUUUCUUCUUUAAAGCUGUUGUGCAAUUGUGUAUUUUUUUAAACUUCUUUUGAUGUUUUAAAUUUUAGCAUAUAAAUUUUCCAAAUGGUGGGGCAACUGCAGCAGCUGUGUUGUAAAAGGCUUAAACGGGGACUUCAUUUAUUGAUAGAUUUCAUAAUGGUUUCCUUGGAAUGGCAAUGUUUUCAAUCAAAUACUUCAAUGUGAUGUUUGCUUGCAGUGCUAAAAACAAAGCAUAUGAAGAAACUUUCAGUGGAGUCACAGUGAAAAUAGCGUUUUAAUUCUUUCCCUAUUGUGCUGUAAUACUGUGACACAGAAUAAAUACGCACUUGCUCCUGCACGCAA
Messenger RNA from Oenanthe melanoleuca, 2013 nucleotides. Its product is annotated as carbohydrate sulfotransferase 5-like. The record is from RefSeq and is a predicted model, not a curated record. Gene Ontology annotation, molecular function: N-acetylglucosamine 6-O-sulfotransferase activity. Bases 15 to 1292 code for a protein of 425 amino acids. The transcript is spliced from 2 exons. Gene Ontology annotation, biological process: carbohydrate metabolic process; N-acetylglucosamine metabolic process; keratan sulfate proteoglycan biosynthetic process. Gene Ontology annotation, cellular component: Golgi membrane. Lineage: Eukaryota; Metazoa; Chordata; Aves; Passeriformes; Muscicapidae.